GCUCCACACGCACACACCAAAACUCCAUUUUCCAAAUCCUCUGCUCUUCAAUCCUCAGAUCUGAAAUUCUUUUUUUCCGGCGAAGAUGUUUAUGGAGGCCAUUUCAGCUGUAUCCAUGCAGUCUGUUCAGGCUCCGGCGAAUCUGACGGCCCUGUCGAGCUCGUUCUCUCCGAAUCUGAACUCAUUUGCCGGCCGCAGACUGAGUUUCGGGAAGAAACGCGGUAAUAUUGCUGUGGUCGCGGCGUCGAACGAGGCAUUGGCCUCGUCUAUGAUGGGCUUCGUGUUUCAGCCGCUGGAGGAGGUGCGGAGGGACGAAUUUUUGGUCCCGAAGACUGGUGAGGUUUCGCUUGCUCGCCAGAGGCUCUCUGAUGCAUGUGAGGCUGCACUCAACGAACAGAUCAAUGUGGAGUACAAUCUCUCGUACGUGUACCAUUCUAUGUACGCCUAUUUUGACAGGGAUAAUGUUGCUCUAAAAGGCCUUGCUAAAUUUUUCAAGGAGGCCAGCUUAGAAGAAAGAGACCAUGCGGAGAAGCUAAUAGAAUAUCAGAAUAAGCGAGGAGGGAGAGUGAGGUUGCACGCGCUGCAGGCACCACCUUCAGAAUAUGAUCACCAUGAGAUGGGUGAUGCACUUUAUGCUAUGGAACUAUCACUGGCCUUGGAAAAAUUAGCCAAUGAGAAGCUCUUACUCCUCCAUGCUGCUGCUGAUAGAAGCAACGAUCCCCAGAUGGCAGAUUUCAUAGAAAGCGAAUUUCUAGCGGAGCAGGUUGUUGCCAUCAAGAAGAUCUCAGAGUACGUCUCCCAGUUGAGGAGAGUUGGAAAGGGACAUGGUACGACAAUCUCUUUCCCUAAUUUAUUCAAUUGUACAAUUGUGUUUGGCACUUUGAUCAAAUGCUCCUUGAGGAAGGAGUUGGUGCAGCGGCUUAAGUACGUUCGGCGUUUUUUCAUGCUAGAUGAAUAAAGAAGGGGCAUGUAUCAGUUUAGUUUAUGGAUGUACCAUAAUCAUCGCCUUACAUGAUGAGACUGGAAUUUAGCAUUUAGUCCUGGAUUUGUUAGAUUCAAAAUCAACGUGGCAGACGAGAGAGUUGCUUGCUACCUAGUUGCCUUGAACAUGUGAAUGUAUUUUGGUCCUUUUUUCUUUGUAUGCUUAAAUCAUCUCAUUGCCUAGACAGUAAAAAUUUGUUCGUCACUCUUGUCAAAUUUCUCACAUAAUAGGCGAAAAUGAUCGCAAUGGAUCUAAAAAUGUCAUUUGAGGAGGAAAAGGAAUAAAAUAAAGGAGGCUGUAGCGGACUAAACUUAUCUCAAUUAGUCAAUUCUCAAUGGAUCUGAUUUGCGGAGAGAAAGGAAAUGAAACAAAGGAGGUUGUAAAGGGAAAAACUUCAUCACAAAGAAUCUUAAACAACUAGAGUGGUAAAUGAACCAAAUUCGAGCUCAUGAGAUACAUAAGUUCAGACUGGAGUCCUUGUCGACCUGAGUUAUCAAGUAAAGAGCAAAUAAAUAAGCUCAAACUCGACUUGUGAUAUAUGAUAACAGUUAAGAAUAUUAUGUAAAC
Messenger RNA from Striga asiatica, 1549 nucleotides. The record is from the annotation of a GenBank genome assembly. NCBI's taxonomy places the organism in Eukaryota, Viridiplantae, Streptophyta, Magnoliopsida, Lamiales, Orobanchaceae.